AUUUGGUAGGAGGUUCCUUGUCUGGCACACGCCUUGGCAGCACAGAGCUAUCUGAUCUCAGAGGCAAUCAGACAAUCAGACACUGGCUGGAUUGCAGGAAGCUGCCCUCCGGCAGUCAAGUCCUAACUCUGAGAAGGGCUCAGAUCCCUGACGUCUCAGGGGCAGUGUGCAGCCAGGCACAGCACAGGAGCACCAGGGGGCAGAGUGGGUGGUGGUGUGUUCCUGGAGAUAAAUACAUUCUUUCCCUAGUUUGGUUUUCCUAGACAGUCAGCUAGGGGGAGUGAAGGAUGCAGUUUUGGAGAUGAGUGCCACCAAGGAGGACAGCCGGUGUCAGAAGGCAGUUCGGAUUGUCACCGACCUGUGCCGGAAGAAAAGCCUGCCCAGCCUGGAUUUGGACACCUGCAGGGGGUUCCUCCUCCUGCCUUCAGACCAGAGCCUGAGUAUCUCGGAGCCAGAAAGACACCAAGCUAAUGAGCACUCCGGGCUCCCAGGCUGUGCUGAAGGACAGGGUUCAUCCCAUCUCCUGGGCACCCCUCCUGGAAAAGACCCACAAGAUGGAAUAGAGAAUGGAAACCUUCCCACAGAGCUCUCCAUCAGCCUCCUUGCAGUGAUAGUUAUUGUGUGUGGCCUCGCCUUGGUGGCAGUUUUUCUCUUUCUCUUUUGGAAGCUGUGCUGGGUGCCCUGGAGGAACAAGGCCAUUUCUUCUAACGUCUCCCAGAGCGAGGCGGCCUGCAACCAGGAGACCAUGGCAGACAAGCUAAAGGACACCGGCGCACUUGGCUUCCUGGAGGCAGCUGUGAAGAUCAGCCACACCUCGCCGGAUAUCCCAGCCGAGGUCCAGAUGUCCAUGAAAGACCAUAUCAUGCGGCACGCACGGCUACAGAGGCAAACGACAGAGCCGGCAUCGUCCACCAGGCACAUUUCCUUCAAGAGGCACCUGCCUCGGCAGAUGCACGUGUCCAGCAUGGACUAUGGCACAGACCCACCCCCUGAGGCUGAGCAGCCAACCAGCAUCGGCAGGAUUAAACCAGAGCUUUAUAAGCAAAAGUCUGUGGACUCUGAGGACCCGAAGAAGGAGGCGGCAAAAACCUGUGGGAAAAUAAACUUCACCCUCAAAUAUGACUAUGAGAACGAGAUGCUGAUUGUGCGGAUCCUCAAGGCCUUUGACCUGCCGGCCAAGGAUUUCUGCGGCAGCUCAGACCCCUACGUCAAGAUCUACCUCCUGCCCGACAGGAAGCGCAAGUUCCAGACACGAGUCCACAGGAAGACUCUGAACCCCACCUUUGAUGAGUCCUUCCACUUCCCUGUGCCCUAUGAGGAGCUGACUAGCAGGAAACUUCACCUGAGUGUCUUCGACUUCGACAGGUUCUCCAGGCAUGACAUGAUAGGGGAGGUUAUCUUGGAGAACCUGUUUGAGGCCUCGGACAUUUCCCGGGAAACCUCCAUCUGGAAGGACAUUCAGUACGCGACAACUGAAAGCGUGGACCUGGGAGAGAUCAUGUUUUCCCUUUGUUAUUUGCCAACUGCAGGUCGCCUCACCUUAACAGUAAUUAAAUGCAGGAAUCUUAAAGCUAUGGAUAUUACUGGCUACUCAGAUCCAUAUGUCAAGGUGUCUCUGCUUUGUGAUGGGCGGAGGCUGAAAAAGAAGAAAACCACCAUUAAGAAAAACACUCUUAAUCCUACCUACAAUGAGGCGAUAAUCUUCGACAUUCCCCCAGAGAACAUGGAUCAAGUUAGCCUUCUUAUCUCCGUCAUGGAUUAUGAUAGAGUUGGUCAUAAUGAGAUCAUUGGAGGUUGCCGUGUGGGGAUCAAUGCCGAGGGACUGGGCCGAGACCACUGGAACGAGAUGUUGGCAUACCCUCGCAAACCAAUCGCACACUGGCACCCAUUAGUGGAGGUGAAGAAAUCCUUCAAAGAGUGGCAAGGCCGAGCAGCAAGCUUCGACAGCCAAGGCUCGUGUCCAUCUCCUAAGCCACCUCCCACACCAUGAGCCACCGAAGCCGUGGACUAGAAUGGGACUAAACAAAGUUCUUUUGCACUUGUCCUACACAGUCUGAACAACUUAUUGCUGAGUGGCACCAGCGAGGCACUCCAGGCCUAGUUGUUCCAAUGUAGGUAAAGGCAGAAGAAACGCUUUGUGGUCAAAUUUGUCUUGGUUUGUUACGUCUCCCAAGGUGAUGUUUGUGGCUUUCAUUUUAUGGAUCUGCUGUCAGAGGAAGAAGAUGGAACAAAACAUGAGCUGGAAGGCUGGUCUGUAAAAUAACCUGUAAAAUGCUGGACCAGUAGCAGAGACCUUCUCAGCCUCUCUGAACACCGAUGACAUGCCCCGGGGAAGAGGCAUGGGGAGAAGCAUGCGGCUGCAUUUUCUGCCUCUGAUUGGAACUGUAUAAAUAGAAGCCUUGAUUAGACUUCAUGUGACCAGUUCUUUAUUAUUGUGAUCAAUCUGAAUUCAGCCACAUGUUUACAGGUUUCUUAUUCAUGUAGAAAUGUUCAUGAGCCUUUCAAAGUUUGUGCCGUGUGUACCCCAAACUUCCUUCUGUGACGUAUUAAAGAUUUGUUGAUUCCUCAGGGAAAAUGAUCCAUUCUCUGUAUCUGUAUUCUCCCUAGGGCUAUUUGCAUGAACAGUUACGAUCCUGUCUGCACCUGCUGCUCAUUCCUCUGUGGCAUCACUUGUCUGAUAUGGAGUGAAGAGGACUGUAUUGACACAAGCAGGGUUCCGAUGUGAGGUGGGAAAUGGGUUAUAGGAGCAGGUGAAAGUCUUGCAUGAACACUAGAUCUUUAUUUUAUAAAUAGUCCUAGUAGUACAGCGUGAGAGAAUACAGGGGAGCACAAAACAUAUAAACAAGUGGGGGAGGGGGGGUUAAAAAAAUUUUUUAAAGCUUUUAAACUAGGGCUGUCAAACAAUUUAAAAAAAAUCACAAUUCAUCAUGAGUUUAAAAAAAAAGUUGUGAAUAACUGCAAUUUUAAUUGCACUGUUAAACAAUACUAGAAUGCCAAUUGAAAUUCAGUAUGGAAGCAUGUCCUCUGGAAUGGUGGUGAAGCACAAACAGGUAUACAAAUGUGUAGCAUAUCGGGCACGUAAAUAUCUUGCAAUGUUACCUACAACAGUGCCAUGUGAAUCCCUGUUCUCACUUUCUGGUGACAAUGCUGCUUGCUUCUUAUUUACAAUCUCUCCUGUAAA
Molecule: messenger RNA, 3181 nt
Organism: Mauremys mutica (yellowpond turtle)
Lineage: Eukaryota; Metazoa; Chordata; Testudines; Geoemydidae
Gene: SYT6
Product: synaptotagmin 6
Exons: 9
Coding region: 302-1990 (562 amino acids)
Biological process (GO): cellular response to calcium ion; regulation of dopamine secretion; regulation of calcium ion-dependent exocytosis
Cellular component (GO): membrane
Molecular function (GO): calcium-dependent phospholipid binding; clathrin binding; calcium ion binding
Source: RefSeq, a predicted model, not a curated record